CUCCCCGGCGGAGCCACGUCCUCUGCGGUUCGGGGGCGGGGUCGGAGAGUGUGCGUGGCGUGAGGGUGCCAGGUUCCCGGAUGGAGGCGAUGGUGAUCGCCAUUUGGGAAAAAGCAGCAAGCGCGGAGGGCGCUAGGUAGCUGCCAGCAUGAGAUCCCCGACCCAGCUGCUACUGCUCGUGCUGUUGGCCUUUCCCGCCGCUCUGCUGCUCGGCGGAGUUCGCGGCGGCCCGGGUUCAAGUUUACUAGUUGCAGCCCAAGAUGCUACGGAGGAUGAAGAAGCAGUGGAAGAUACGGUAGUUGAAGAUGAAGAUGAUGAAGCUGAAGUUGAAGAAGAUGAACCCACAGACUUGAUAGAAGAAAAAGAGGAAGAAGACUUAUCAGGAGAACCUAAAGCCUCACCUAGCGCUGAUACAACUAUCUUGUUUGUGAAAGGUGAAGACUUUCCUGCAAACAACAUUGUAAAGUUCCUGGUAGGCUUCACCAACAAGGGUACAGAGGAUUUUAUUGUUGAGUCUCUUGAUGCCUCUUUCCGGUACCCUCAGGACUAUCAGUUUUUCAUUCAGAAUUUCACAGCUCUUCCUCUGAACACAGUGGUUCCACCACAAAAACAGGCCACAUUUGAGUACUCGUUCAUCCCUGCAGAGCCUAUGGGUGGUCGUCCCUUCGGACUGGUUAUAAAUCUGAACUACAAAGACUUAAAUGGCAAUGUGUUCCAAGAUGCUGUCUUCAAUCAAACUGUUACAAUUAUUGAAAAAGAAGAUGGAUUGGAUGGAGAAACGUAAGAGAAAUUUGAACUUGUUUUUGUUGGUAGUACAUCAGCCGAAAUGUACUGCUGUAUGUGCCACUUAAAAAUGCUUUUGUCCUCAUUUCAUGGAAUGCUGGACAUCCUGUAUGGCCUGGUGAUGGUAGAGCAUUCAGAAGAGGGGAGAGGAAAUGUUAACCCAACACCUCAGAAAUAGAGGCUGUGUAUUUUUGCUCAGUGUGAAAUAAAACUGACUGGAUGU
Molecule: messenger RNA, 1006 nt
Organism: Chelonoidis abingdonii (Abingdon island giant tortoise)
Lineage: Eukaryota; Metazoa; Chordata; Testudines; Testudinidae
Source: RefSeq, a predicted model, not a curated record